This is a messenger RNA of Solenopsis invicta (red fire ant), 2343 nucleotides long. RefSeq lists its product as uncharacterized. The coding region runs from base 1 to 948 and encodes 315 amino acids. NCBI's taxonomy places the organism in Eukaryota, Metazoa, Arthropoda, Insecta, Hymenoptera, Formicidae. The transcript is spliced from 12 exons. The record is from RefSeq and is a predicted model, not a curated record.
AUGGCCAUGUCCGAUGGGGAAGCGCUAGAGGUGGCUCUGAGUCUAGAACAGGAGGAGAGCUUGGAGGCCAGGUUAAAUGAACAAUCGUUAUUUCCUGCAAAAAAUCAGCGGUUUUAUAAUCAGCAGUAUCCUCAGCUGCAGAAAAAGAUCAAUGAUAAUUUACCAUUAGGUUGCUGUAACGCACAUGGUGUGGUACGUUGUUAUUGGCGACGAGUGGUGCUCUGUUGUUCCCGACUCAUGAAUCUUCGAAAGCGAUUCAGUGAUUUGGUGGCCACCGAAAGUCUAACUCCAUACAAACAGUUGAUUGGCCCAUUUGAUUCUUUCCAAGAAGCUCAGAAAAUCGAGAAGAAAUCAGCAGAUAUCUCAUCGGAUGCUGAUACUGAUGCUGUGCGUGCUGCAUUUGAUGAACCAUCCAAACGGCCAAAAAAAGCUAAAAAACUCUCCUCUGAUGAGUCUGACACCUCUGAUGCCAGUUCCUGUAAUACGCCGCCAAUUUCCCAACAACGUAAAGAAAAUACACCAAAAACAAUUUCCACGAUAUCCCUACCAAAAUGUUCUUACAUUAAAUCAAAGCAACAAUGCGAAGGUAGUUUAACAAAGGCAUCACAAUCGCAAAUGGAUAAGCAUGCUACAUUCUCAUCCAACUACGAAAAGACUUACUCUACUUCGAAACGGAUCAAUGAUUUGAAUGAAAAGCAACACAAGUCUAAAAAAUUGUCCGGCAUCUCGUCAGCUAAUUUUGGGAAAACCAAGCCUGCAAUGAUGGAGCGUCAUCAAGAAUGGCACAAUAAAUGUUACCUAUCUGACGUACAAGAAUUACCUGGUUCACUGCAGUUAGAUAAAGAAAAUCAAACGAGGAAUCAUAACAACUGUUCGAAUGCAGAGAUUAUGUCCAAAAGGAAUUCAAAAAAUUGUCACGACAAUUGUAUAAAAUCGAAGAGCUGCUAAAAGAACCGAAUGCAGAACGAGGUGACGAGGUUGUAGGACAAGAAUUAUUACCGUCGUUCCCGCUGAUGGCGCUUCAGCAAUUCUUCGAAUGCGACAAUCAAUUGAAAGUGGAUGCGAACAUGAGAAAACAAUUCAUUCUGUGAUGAAACGGUCACAGCUUUAACCAGUGCAGAAUUAGAAGCUGCCAUGCAAGAAUGGCUCCGUCGCUCAGGUGACAGGAUCAGGAGUACGAUUAAUAAUAAUAAAAUGUUUAUUAAUCAGUAAAACAAAGUUAUUUUACUGAUUAAUAAACAUUUAGUGGAAGUCUUCCAUGAAAAACUUUGCGAAACAUGUUUUGUAUCGUGUCUUGUCGUUUCAAAAAGGACCGUUGACAUUACUUAUGAUUACGUGACGCGGCACUGGUUUUUAGAAUGUCAAGGAAAUCCAUGAUAGUCUUAAUUUGUAACAUCUAUGCUGUAGGUCGAUCUUACGGAUAUAUAACAAUUUCUAAAUGACGAUUGAAUCGUAAUUAUCCUGUUUGUACGCGCAUAAAUAUCGAUAAUAAUGCCUAACAAUUAGUAAAAAAAAUCAAUAUAUCCGAUUAUUAGUUUAUAUACGCAAAUAAAAGGUUUUAUAUCAUACAAGCAAUACUUUGAAAAAUUUAUCUUAUAUCUUUGUCAUAUGCUCAACGUUAUGAUAUAGAUAUUUUGAUAUGUAUUUUUUUAAAUUCAGAGUGAUUUAUAUGUUUCAAAUCGAACUUUAUGUAAGGCAGUAGAAAAAUAACAAAUUUUACUAACAAAGUUACAAUGAAAGAAAAAUUGGAAAAGUUAAUAUCCGUAUUAUGAUCUUCCUGCAGUAUACGCCUAAAUAUACGAAGACUUGUCAAAGAUGUCAUUCUUAUUUAAGUCGUAUAACUGAAGCUAGUCCAUCAUACAAACUAUUUAAAUAUCAUUGGCGUAUUAAACCAUUUUAUGUUAUGCGAUCAUCUUGCAGAAAUAGCCAUUGACGUAAUAGAAAGAAGUAUAUGAGUAUUAUCCAAAAGGAUCAAAGUAAAUGUCACGACGUCAAAUUUUGUUUUAGAUAAUCGUAAUGUCCGUACGAUGAUACUCUCACAUACACACAUGCGCGUAUUUGUAUGCUUUUAAAUUUUCAUACUUUUAAUUUAUAAUAAUUUUGUUUUAUGUAUUGGCUUUCAAAAUACAUGUAUGAAGUAGUCAUUGCAUUUUUUAUAUGAGUAAAAGAAAUGUGUGAUGUGAUAACGAUUGAUUCGUAAAACUCAUUGCUAAUAAAAAGAUGUAAUGGUUAACUCGAUCUAAUUAAAAAGGAAACUUGGCAUUCAUAUGAUUAUGCUGGAAUAUGUGAUAUAUGUAAUGCUAUAUGUUUGGUAAAAAAAAAUAAGAAAGAAGUUUAAACGCA